AAAAUAGUUCCGCGUUUGUUUCACCUGGACCCUUUUUGGAGAGGGACGAUGCGUUAAAGCUGCUAAAACCCGAAGUUUUCCGGAGCCAAACUGAAGCAGAAUAUGGGAGACCAGCCGGUCAGAGUUUUGGUGUGCGGGGAUGUUGAGGGCAGACUGAGCUCUCUGUUCAGCAGAGUUCAGGCCAUCCAGAAGAAAACAGGACAGUUUGAUCUGCUGCUAUGUGUUGGGGAGUUUUUUGGAGUAACCCCUGAAGCUGAAGCAGAGUGGCAACAAUACAAGACUGGAGCUAAAAAAGCUCCGAUCCAAACUUACAUCCUGGGGGCAGCAAGCCAGGAAACGGUGAAGAACUUCCCCAAUUCUGACGGUUCUGAACUGGCUGAAAACAUCACAUACCUGGGUCGGCGCGGCGUGUUCACUGGCGCUUCAGGACUCCAGCUGGCCUACGUCAGCGGCCGGGAGGCCCCGCAGGAACCGGCCCCGGCUCACUGCUUCACCUCCAAAGACCUGUCGGCGCUCGUCACCUCGCUCACCAGCAGCUCCAAGUUCAGAGGCGUCGACAUCCUGCUGACGUCGCAGUGGCCCCGAGGCGUGUGGCAGUACGGAAACAACCCGGAAGUGAACACAAAGUCAUGUGGAAGCAGCUCCAUCGCCAGCCUCGCCCACAAACUGAAACCACGUUACCACUUCGCUGCACUAGAGGGCGCUCACUAUGAAAGGCUCCCAUUCAGGAAUCAUGUAGUCCUCCAGGAAAACGCUCAACAUGUCAGUCGCUUCAUCGCCCUGGCAACCGUCAACAACCCCGCCAAGAAGAAGUAUCUGUACGCCUUCAACAUCGUCCCCAUGAAGAACAUGGAUCCCACAGAGCUGGUGAAGCAGCCGCCGGACGUCACGGAAAGUCCUUACACUCGCUCGGCUAAAGACAAAACGGAGACGCAAAAACCGCCGUUCAGCACCACAGAAGAAGAGGAGCCGGUCCACCAGUUCUUCUUUGACCUGAGCAGGAACCAGGGCGGGGCCCCCAGGGGUCGCGGCGGGAAGAGGCCCUCAGACGGACGAGGUCGAGACGGGCAUUUUCAGGGGCAGCCCAAACAACCGCGCAGGCACCCGCAGCCUACUGGGCCCUGCUGGUUUUGCCUCGCCAGCCCUCAGGUGGAGAAACAUCUGGUCGUCAGCAUAGGAACACAUUGUUACCUGGCUCUGGCGAAAGGCCCGCUGACUCCCCGCCACGUUCUGAUCCUGCCCAUCGGCCACUACCAGUCUGUGGUGGAGCUGAGCUCCGACGUGGUGGAGGAGAUGGAGAAGUACAAGUCGGCCCUGACGGACUUCUACAAGAGCAAAGGAGAGCGCUGCGUUCUGUUUGAGAGGAACUACAGGAGCCAACAUCUGCAGCUGCAGGUUGUUCCCGUUCCGCUCAACCGCUGCACUACAGAGGACAUCAAGGAGGCGUUUAUGGUCCAGGCUCAGGAGCAAAACAUGGAGCUGAUGGAGAUUCCUCAACACACAGACCUCAAACAGAUUGCUCCUCCAGGGACUCCUUACUUCUAUGUGGAGCUGGACUCUGGGGAGAAACUUUACUACCGGAUUCAGAAAAACUUUCCUCUGCAGUUUGGAAGGGAGGUGUUGGCCAGUGAGGCGGUGCUGAACAUCCCGACGCGAGCUGACUGGAAGGAAUGUAAACAGAGCAGAGAGGAAGAGGAUGACAGCUGCAAACAGCUGAGAGACGCUUUCCAGCCAUAUGACUUUGCCUGGGACGACUAACAUGCACACACUCAUUCUUGUUUACCUGUUGCUGUGAAGACCAGGGUCGACAAGCUACAUCGUGGGGACCUUGAGCGAAUUAGGACAAAGACAACCAGUCUUUAUGCUGGGUUUUCUUAUUUAGGUUUGAAACUUUCAUUAACAAAUGAAAAGUUCACAAAAUAUUGCUUUUGUACGUUUACAAGAAUUUGCAAAUCUCAAAUAAAAGGUAUUAAUUUCUUGAACUGUCAAAAA
This is a messenger RNA of Xiphophorus hellerii (green swordtail), 1992 nucleotides long. RefSeq names its product CWF19 like cell cycle control factor 1 (gene cwf19l1). Gene Ontology annotation, molecular function: RNA lariat debranching enzyme activator activity. NCBI's taxonomy places the organism in Eukaryota, Metazoa, Chordata, Actinopteri, Cyprinodontiformes, Poeciliidae. Gene Ontology annotation, biological process: mRNA splicing, via spliceosome. The record is from RefSeq and is a predicted model, not a curated record. The transcript is spliced from 14 exons. Gene Ontology annotation, cellular component: post-mRNA release spliceosomal complex. The coding region runs from base 103 to 1758 and encodes 551 amino acids.